UUUUGAUUCAUUUUGGAUCGAGUACAUUGACCCACAUUCACUCGCCGUUUGUCACGUUUCCUGGUGAACCAUAUGCAUCCAUACAUUCAGCAAUUUUUCUGUUUUCUCGGUCGCACACCCGCUAUGCCAAUAUUUACUCCACAAUCAUUUGGGAAACCUGGAUUACAUUGUUGGUGCUUGCAUUUGAAAACUAUUUUCGAAGUGUCACCUCUCAGCCUUAUUCGGCAUGAUUGUUUGGACUGAGCUCAAGAGAGUAUAAAAGGGGUUUGAUUGAGGAGUGCAUCCUCAUCGACUUGUUUGCUCUACUUGAAUUAAUCUUCAGCGAACACGCUAUUUCUUUCCUCCUUAGGCCAUUACUACCCCUAGUUGCUACUAUGAUCGGAAUUAUUUCUGUGGUUUCUUUCCUUCUCGCUUCUGGCGCAAGUGCAGACCGUACAUUCACGGUCACAAACAACUGCGACUACACCGUCUGGCCUGGAAUGUUCACCAACCUCCAAGUUGGUACUGCAGUCCCAGAUCAAGCUAAUGGAUGGGAGCAAGCCGCAGGCGCAACCGUCAGCUUUACUGUCCCGGAUAACUGGACAUCAGGAAGAAUCUGGGGUCGUACAGAAUGUGAUUUCACAACAGUCCAGGGACCAACUUCGUGUGCUACGGGUGGUUGCAACGGAGGUCUGGUCUGUGAUGCUUCCACUGGAACUGGAGUGCCACCCGCCACCGUGGCUGAAUGGACUCUCUCGGGAGCGCAGGACCUCGACUACUACGACGUUUCCGUUGUUGAUGGUUUCAACGUUCCGGUUGCUGUUACUGUCAGUGAUACCUCCUGCAGCACGGCAUCUUGUCCGGCUGAUCUGAACUCUGACUGCCCGGCGGACCUCCAAGUCCUUGAUUCCUCAGGAGCUGUUGUCGGAUGCAACAGUGCUUGUAAUGCUAAUCUUGACGGUGACCAAGCUGACUCUGCCAAUUGCUGUACCGGUUCACAUGACACAGCUGCUACCUGCCCUCCCUCUGGAGUAACAGACUAUGACUUCUUCAAGGAUGCUUGUCCUGACUCCUACGUCUACGCUUAUGACGAAUCUAGCGGAACUGCUUUGUGGACUUGCCCUGAUAGCGCAAGUCCAGAUUACACUUUGACUUUCUGCCCUUGAAGAGGAGUUGCGAUUGACAACCAACCAAAAAAUUUAAACUUUCUAUCCCAUACCCUCGCUCCUUUGUUCUCGUUAUCCUGUAUACAAUCUUUCAUGUA
Molecule: messenger RNA, 1243 nt
Organism: Lentinula edodes (shiitake mushroom)
Lineage: Eukaryota; Fungi; Basidiomycota; Agaricomycetes; Agaricales; Omphalotaceae
Product: Osmotin thaumatin-like protein
Exons: 8
Coding region: 375-1145 (256 amino acids)
Biological process (GO): defense response
Cellular component (GO): extracellular region
Source: RefSeq, a predicted model, not a curated record